Messenger RNA from Odocoileus virginianus texanus, 5381 nucleotides. RefSeq names its product F-box protein 28 (gene FBXO28). The record is from RefSeq and is a predicted model, not a curated record. Gene Ontology annotation, biological process: protein polyubiquitination. Gene Ontology annotation, molecular function: protein binding. Lineage: Eukaryota; Metazoa; Chordata; Mammalia; Artiodactyla; Cervidae.
CCUUGCAGUGGGGGGAAGGAAUCAAACCCCCAAGAUGGCGGCAGCGUCGGAGGAGCGGAUGGCUGAGGAAGGAGGCGGCGGUCACGGCGACGGCGGCUCUCCUUCGGCCAUUGCCUCUACCCAGCGACUGCCCCCACCACCCCCGCCCCAGCCCCCGCAGCCGGGAUCCCAGGCGCCCCCAGCCCCGGCGCUGGCUCCGGACCAGCUGCCUCAAAACAACACGCUGGUGGCGCUGCCCAUCGUAGCCAUCGAGAACAUCCUCAGCUUUAUGUCCUACGACGAAAUUAGCCAGCUCCGUCUGGUUUGUAAAAGAAUGGACUUGGUCUGCCAGAGAAUGUUGAAUCAGGGAUUUCUAAAGGUGGAAAGGUACCAUAAUCUAUGUCAGAAACAAGUUAAAGCACAACUCCCAAGGAGAGAGUCAGAAAGAAGAAACCAUUCAUUAGCUCGGCAUGCAGACAUCCUCGCUGCUGUUGAAACAAGGCUGUCAUUAUUAAAUAUGACUUUCAUGAAGUAUGUGGACUCCAAUCUCUGUUGCUUCAUCCCAGGAAAGGUGAUUGAUGAGAUUUAUCGUGUGUUGAGAUAUGUCAAUUCUACCAGAGCCCCUCAGCGAGCUCAUGAAGUACUUCAAGAGUUAAGGGAUAUUUCCUCCAUGGCAAUGGAGUACUUUGAUGAAAAGAUUGUUCCAAUUCUAAAGAGGAAAUUACCAGGAUCAGAUGUAUCUGGAAGACUCAUGGGCUCUCCUCCAGUUCCAGGACCUUCUGCAGCCUUGACUACAAUGCAGCUCUUCUCCAAGCAAAACCCUUCAAGACAGGAGGUUACCAAACUCCAGCAGCAGGUUAAGACAAAUGGUGCUGGGGUGACUGUUCUCAGGCGUGAAAUUUCUGAGCUUCGCACCAAAGUGCAAGAACAGCAGAAACAACUUCAAGACCAGGACCAGAAACUUCUAGAGCAGACCCAGAUCAUAGGUGAACAGAACGCACGGUUGGCAGAGCUGGAGCGCAAACUGCGAGAAGUAAUGGAAAGCGCAGUGGGUAACUCCUCAGGGUCUGGGCAAAGCGAAGAGUCUCCUCGGAAACGGAAAAAGGCCGCGGAAGCCAUAGACUCUCUUAGGAAAUCUAAACGUCUCCGGAAUAGAAAGUAAAUCAGAAUGUGCUUCUAGCGUCAGAGGAAGACCUGGCUUUGUAGCUUGACCAGUUCUGCGUAUCUGGACACUGUGCGACAUGGUGUCCGUCAGCUCUAGGCUUUCAGAACACAACUUAAACUUGAACUCUCAUAGUUGGGACUUUUUUUUUUUUCCUGCUUCUCCUCGUUGAACUGAUGCACAGAAUCUUUUUACUUUGCAAUAGAUUUAUACUAACCAGACCUAUUCUAUCAUGUUUUGAGAAGUUAACCUUUUUUUUGUGCAGAUAAUGUUUAAAGCAAAUUUGUUUCUGCAUAUAUGCACAUUACAUAAGGAUCUUAAACCAGUCUUGACAGACUAGAAACUAAGUUUAAUACAGAAAAUGUCCUGUUCACUUGAAAGAAAAGACCUACUUUUUAAAUGGACAGUAUCUUGUUUUUAAAAAAAAAAAGUUGACUUUUUGUUAUAAGUGACCUUUGUCUGGAAUGUCUGAAAAGUAGUAAAUGCUUUUUGGUAUUGAAGUAAUGGGUAACUAAAACGGACUUCCAUAGUAUCGACUGUAGAAGGGCCUCUACAGUAUUGACUAUAUAUUUUUAUAAACUACUGGCAAGGGACUUAUCCAGCUGUUAUAUACAUGUUUUCAGUUCUCUUUUGGGGCCAUGACCUACAUCUGCAUGGAUGCAUGCAUGCAUUGCCUAGUCAACUCACUUAAAAAAGCUCUUGCACUGGUAUUGAUCUUGAACCUCUGUACUUCUCCACUUUUUAGAGCAGUGUCUUAGUUCAUUUAAGCGCUUAACAUCUUCCACCACAACAGCUUGCUUUGGUGGGUGAGGGGGAGUGGUAUUUGUAUGUCCAUUUGUCCUCCAGUUUUACAGAAUAAGAGAGUAUUAAAGCCCGCUGCUUUAGCUAUUCUCUGUAGGGUUCAGGUACACUGGCUAAGACAGAACCCCAAAUUCUUUAUGUUGAUAUCAGACCUCUGGUAACUAAUACUAUUCCUUACUCACCACUGUGUAUGCGCAUUGAUCCAAUGUGGCCAUGACCAGUGGUGUGAGUAGGGAACCCAACCUAUGGGAUGCAAUUGUUUUGCCAUUGAAAAACAGUUCAUUGAAGAAAAUUAUACUAUGAAAAAGCAUUUUGAUUGUUUCCUUUCUGGGGGGGGUGACCUGAGGGAAGCUUUUUAAUGUUAAUUUCAGGCUUUCCUUAUCCUUCACUUUCAACAAAAGCUUUAAUUUCAUUUGCACUCCUGUUUUGAGCUUGUAACUGGAAAAGCAUGUCUUGCACUGUCAAGCUUCUAAGUGGUCACUUUAACAACUGUACAGUGAUUAUUUUCCCCAGUUGUGUAUUUUUGAAACAGUCAACUAUUACUGUCUAGUUCUAUUUUAAUGUACUAAAUUAUGUAGUCAUUAUUUGACUGUUAAGUUAAACAACUGUUGCCUUGGGCUUCAGUUAUUUAAGGUAGACUUAGGUGUAAUAUAGAAUACUAUCCCUUUCCAGGCGGGAGUUUGACACCUUUAUAAAACCUAAGGUUUUGGUAAGUACCUUAGUUGAAGAAAAGCACAAGGUCACUACCUUUUUUUAAUCCGUCCAACAUGAUAUGGUUAUGCAUCCUUGAGAUUACACCAAGUGAAACUUCUUAUCCAUUUUCAAUAUUGUCCUUAACAUAAUAGUGUCCUUAGAUUUUGAUCAGUUCUUUGUCUAACAUUAAAACUCCAUUUACAAUGUAGUUAUGUUUUCAAUGAAAAACCAUAAAAUAACGUCCAAGUGUUUUCAUGGUUUGUUGGGAAGGUAAUUUUAAAAUAAACAAUUUCCAAAAAACAUUUGUCAGCCAAGAUCAUCCAUAAAAGUCCCUGUCUGGAACUCAUUUUCUCAGCAGUUCUCAUUUCUUUAGUCAUAGGAUUUAGCCAUAUUAUCACAACUUUGGAGGAGGCCUACUGGAAUACUUACUCAUGGCCUUUAAUAGUCUGCUUUCCUGGUAAUACGAAGAUGUUUUUAAUUAACAAAGUACAUGUUUACAGGUUUAUAAAGUAUGAUCUUUAUGCAUCAAAGGGAUAUAACCUCAGAUGAUCUUUUUUAAUAAUUAUUUAAAGUUUCCUGGGUUUCUUUUUAAACUCCAUCUAGAUACCCUAAAUGUAUCUACAGUCUUAGUUAACAUGAAUAUUUGGCUUUCAUAAUAAACAUUCACACUAUUAAAAGAUAGAUUUUCUGUUUCAAAAUCCAAAUUUCUACAAUAUACACUUGUAAUCAUCUGCCCAUAAAUUUUAUGAGUUGCACUUGUUAAUGGGUGAAUGUGGCAUAACAGUAGGAAAUAAAGCACUACAGUUGUUUUAAAUCUUAAAUCUUAACUAGCUAAAAUGUGUUAGGAUAUUGCCUUGGCCAGUUUGAUAGCCUUUAUAUGUGCAUUUGGGUAGUAUAAUGGUAUUUAAGUGUCAACACAUCACAAAAUAUUUCCAUCACCUAAAACUGACAUACGUUUCAGGAAAAUUGUAAGUUAGCAACUCGAGAGAGAACUCUCUUACUCUGGAUUGUAGGUCAGUAAUUUAAAUGCUGUAUGUUAAUACUAUGUUAAUAUGUUAAAUAUUAGGACAUUUCAUAAAGUAUUCCCAUCAUCUUCCUCGGCUGGUCUUUCAGAGGAUACUUAAAGUUGUCCCACUUACAAAUUGAUCGCAACACUACAGACAUAGAUAAAAUGUGGAAGGGCGGAUGAAAAACGGAAAGGACGGCCGCCCGCCUGCUCACCCCCAACAGGAGUCUCUGCUUGUUUCCCUCGUGGACUUGGUUUUCACCUAUUCUGAACUAGGUAUUAUUUUAGAACAUGAGGAUAUAGAACCUGUUGUUUCUUAAGCUCUUAUUUUGAUAUACAGAGCCUGGAAAUAAGGACAAACACAAAUGUAAUCAGAGUAAUCAUACUGUUUUAAAAACUUGGGGUGCCAUCAGGUCUAAAACCACUGGUUUUGGAAGCAACAUUUUUUUUUUUUUUUUUUUUUGUAAAACAUGUUUUUGGAGUACUGAACUUUACAGGGGCUUGCCUUAAUCUCUAUUUAGUAGUUUCAAGAUAUAUGUGCUAUUAUUCUACUUGUUAAAAUAUUCUAUGUAGCCCCUAAGGUGGGUAAGACAGAGUAUAAGUAAUGCUUAAAUAAAUAAGCUGAAAGGUGUCACUACAGCUGGAUUUUUGAGAGAAAAUGGACAUAUGAACAUAGGCUAUGUGUAAUAAAAAUAAUGGCACCUUAAGAUUGCACUAUUUUAUGCAUUAUUUUAUAUGCCAUUUCAUAGCCUGCACUUUAAUCUCCAAAGAAACGAUGUGUGAUGUCCCAGUUGUUCCUUAUUAAUAACUGUUUCCUAAGACAGGGCACUUAAUUCUAUUUUACUAUGCCGAAGUAGUUUCUUGGAGGUAAAUUCCUCUUUUGAGUUCUCUAUUUCCUUAGCCAUAAUAUUUUCUAGGAUCUAGGAACUCCCUAUCUUAUUUCCAGCAGUAUAUGAUUUAAUUUAAAAUCUCAUACUUGGUGAUCAGCACAUUCUUAAUAUACCACUCUAGCAAUGAGUACCCAUUUGUUAACACCAAACCUUCUUUAAAAUAAUCAUACAUUGUAAGUAAGAUAUGAAGCCAGGAAUAAAGGCAUUCUGCCUUGUAUGAUGCAAUCUCUUGAAAAUGGCUGUUCCUAAUGUAAAAUCCAAUACAUUCAGUGAUUUGGCUUGGGAUCUGAAUCUCUUUCACUAGUCCUCAAAAGGUUAAUAAGAACUACUUCAAAAAGCUCUGUAGCCUGCCAUCUUGAGAUUAGUUAUUUUCAAGAAAUACUAUAUAAUCUACAAAAUGAAAUUAGCAAUUAGUUGACUGCUGCCUACCAUGAGUUUAUUUUUAAUGGCAAUAUAUUUAUAUUUGUGAUAAAUAUGAUAGGCUUAAGUAAUGGCCUUUUCCAGCUUCCUAAGAAUCUUUGUUAAAUUUCUGAAAUUCAAACGUCAAAAAUUGAAAUUUUUCCUGUUGUGUUUGAAGAGAACCAUGAGAUUUAGAAGCAUAUUGGUAAUCUAUUAGGUCCAUUGCCAAAGUAGAUACUGGUCCGUAUUCAAAACUAUACCUAAAAUUAGAUGCGUUUAAAAUUCCUUUAUGUCGUGCCAUGUCUGUUUACUUAUGGUCAUGAGCAACAAUAAAUUACAAUAGUUUAUCUUCUGGAAUUUUAAUUGUUAUAACCUAAUUUAAUUACUGGAAAGUGAAAAACACCUCCCGGUCACACAACAGGGUACGUAAAUAAAUGUGUUGUUACCAGUG